Messenger RNA from Mustela erminea (ermine), 4122 nucleotides. RefSeq names its product prostaglandin E receptor 1 (gene PTGER1). Gene Ontology annotation, biological process: inflammatory response; positive regulation of cytosolic calcium ion concentration; adenylate cyclase-activating G protein-coupled receptor signaling pathway. The record is from RefSeq and is a predicted model, not a curated record. Gene Ontology annotation, cellular component: plasma membrane. NCBI's taxonomy places the organism in Eukaryota, Metazoa, Chordata, Mammalia, Carnivora, Mustelidae. Gene Ontology annotation, molecular function: prostaglandin E receptor activity. Bases 2056 to 3447 code for a protein of 463 amino acids. The transcript has 3 exons.
AUUGAAUUAGGAGCCUGCAUGGGCCACCCCCCCCCAACCCGUUCCGCCUGAUGAGGUUUCUGGCUGCGGGCCACCAGGCUUCCAGUCAAAGGCCGGAGCUUCCUGGCCUACUGAGGUUCAAAUCUUGCUCCCUCUCGAACAAAGCCUCCCGCCACCUCAGGCCUGAUGUGAACAGUGGGUGCAAGGCUGUUAUCGCCCAGGGCCACGGGGAACACCUGGGCCAGGCUGGGGGGCGGUGCAGAAGCUUGGCUUGGGAAAAGAAAGAUGGGGGCCUGGGAUGGAGGCCUGCUAAGGCAAAUGCUGUGGGGAGGAGCCCCGCACCCAAGACCGAGGGGAGCAGUCAUGAUGUGGCCCCCGUUCCUGCUGACCCUGGAUGUGUGGGGUCCGCUGGCGUCCAUGGUCUGCACUGGACAUAAACCCAGCGUGCUUGUUUUGACAACCGACUUCAUCCUUGAGGAUUGAGUGGGGAUCAGGGAAGGGGGGUGGGCCCCUGGCCAGACCUGGAGGGAAGGGCAGGAAUUGAAGCAAGGGGAGCCAGGCCAGAGGUCCUUGCAGGAAUGUCUGAGGUCAGCCCGCUCCCCUUUUUCAUGCCUCCUUUCAGCAGGAGGGCCUGCCCGGGAAAGGAGCUGGGAGGGAUGGCUCGGCUUGGGGUGUGUGUGCAGCCUUCUUGGGGUGGGAUGGAGACCGCUGUUGGUAGGAUCCCUCUCAGUGUCUCUGUGCUGGUAAACAGCUCAGGUCGUGAAAGGAUGUAGCUGUGUUUCUCAGCGUUUAGGCAGUAAGACUGUGUCUGACAGAGUUUUGGUGGUUUUUGACUCUGUCGAGGGAACAGGAUGUAAUGACUGUCUUCAUGUUCCAAGGUGUUUGUGGGUGUAACCUGCAGCAAUCUGUGUGGAGUGUGGCCCUGUAAGGGCAGCUCGCGGUGAGGGUGGGGGGGGGGGUCCCAGGCUGUUGAGGGUGUGAGUCUCUGGGUAUUAGGAAACACCUAACACCUGCGUGGGGUAGGUGUGUUGACCAGCUAGAUCUCCAGAUGUCCAGGAGGUGGCACUCCUGUAUGUGUAUGGUGUAUGGAGUGUAUUCAUGGUGCUGGUCUUGGACUUUUGGGGUAUCUGUGGGUGAUAUGGAGUGUGGCUAGUGGGCUUUCUCAGAGUAGGGAUUGUGUGGGUCUCCGUGCUGAGACUGGAUCUCCCAGCACUUUCUCACGGGAAUGCAUUUCAGCGUUGUUGAGAGCAAUUAAAGCAAGUAACAAUGGGGGCACCUCUGGGGGUCAUGGAGGUGACACAGUCACAGUGCAUUCAGGUGUAUGACAAUGGCCUACCCCAAAGCUCUGAGGAACAUGGCUACUGCUGAGCUGGAGACAGGCUGACGGUAUCUGGUCUUAGGGUGUUAAGAGAUAUGAUGGUGUGUAAGUGUAAGAUGUGUGUGUAUGUGUGCCCUUCCUUCUCAGGGCAGGAUGUGAGGCUGCAGUUGUGUGUCUCAGGAGAGAGUCCCUGAUCACCUGACCUCUUGGUUCCCCUGCCCCUCUUCAGCCUCCUCCCCUGCCCCCCUCCCCCAGGGUAUGACUUGCUGCUGGCCCUGGCUGGAGCUCUAAGCCCCUGUGUAAAUAGUGGGCGAGUCUCCUGGCCAGGCUGGGCCUGACCCAAGUUGGUCCACAUGAGGCACUGCCCACCACCACCGACCCAGCAUCCACGAAGGCUUUGGCAGGGCAAGAGGGUGUUGUGGACCCCAAACAGGGUUAGCCCCCGACCUCACAGUUCCUGUGGGGGCAGAGGCACCCCCUGCAGCCGCCCCAGUGCACCGCCCUGGGCGAUGCUCACAUUUUCCAGUGUUUAGAUUUUAUCCGCUUUAUUAAUGAGGCAGGCGAAAGGCCCGCGCCUGGGGGGAGGGGAGGAAGAGGGCUACUCCCGCCCUGCCAGGGGGAGGGGGUCAUGGGGAACCAGGCCAACUCCCCAGGAGCCCCCUUCCUGAUGGGGCAGCUGGGGUCCAGAGUGGCCCCUGCCCACUGCCAGGAGCACAGAGGGGUCUCUGUCACUUGGGGGGGGGGGCUGUGGGCGCAAGAUGGCUGGAGCGGCCCCUGGAGGCCAGAGCGGGCAGCGGGAGGAGGCAGGGAUCCGAGGAGCCGCCCCAGGAGGGAGGGAAAGGGAGCGGCCAGGCCUGCCAGAGAGCUCUAGUGCAGCGGGCGUGGGUGCAGCAGGCAGCAGGCGAUGGGGACCUGGAGUCCCAAGCUGUGUGGCAUCUGACAUGAGUCUCUGCGGGCCCCUCAACCUGAGCCUGGCUGGCGAGGCGACCACAUGUGCGGAGCCCGGGGCUCUCAACGCGUCGGCUGGGCCUCCCUCCGGCCGGGCAGGCACGUCGCCAGCGCUGCCCAUCUUCUCCAUGACCCUGGGCGCCGUGUCCAACGUGCUGGCGCUGGCGCUGCUGGCGCAGGCCACGGGCCGCCUGCGGCGCCGCCGAUCGGCCGCCACCUUCCUGCUGUUUGUCGCCAGCCUUCUGGCCACUGACCUGGCAGGCCACGUCAUCCCCGGGGCGCUGGUGCUGCGCCUGUACGCGGCGGGCCGCUCGCCGGCGGGUGGCGCCUGCCACUUCCUGGGAGGCUGCAUGGUCUUCUUCGGCCUGUGCCCGCUGCUACUGGGCUGCGGCAUGGCCGUGGAGCGCUGCGUGGGCGUCACGCGGCCGCUGCUGCACGCGGCGCGCGUCUCCACCGCCCGCGCGCGCCUGGCGCUGGCCGCGCUGGCCGCCGUGGCUUUGGCGGUGGCGCUGCUGCCCCUGGUGCGCGUGGGCCGCUACGAGCUGCAGUACCCCGGCACGUGGUGCUUCAUCGGCCUGCGCCCGGCGGGCGGGUGGCGCCAGGCGCUGCUCGCCAGCCUAUUCGCCGGCCUCGGCCUGGCGGCGCUGCUCGCCGCGCUCGUGUGCAACACGCUCAGCGGCCUGGCCUUGAUGCGCGCCCGCUGGCGCCGCCGCUCUCGACGCCGUCCUCCUGCAUGUGGCCCCGAUGGCCGCCGUCUCCGGGGGGCGCGCGCGCCCCGCUCAGCCUCAGCUUCGUCCUCCUCGUCCGUCGCUUCGGUCCCCGGCGGCUCCCCGGGCCGUGGCUCAGCGCGCCGAGCCCGCGCUCACGAUGUGGAGAUGGUGGGCCAGCUCGUGGGCAUCAUGGUGGUGUCGUGCAUCUGCUGGAGCCCGCUGCUGGUGUUAGUGGUGAUGGCCGUCGGGGGCUGGGGCUCCAGCUCCCUGCAGCGGCCGCUGUUUUUGGCCGUGCGCCUCGCUUCAUGGAACCAGAUCCUGGACCCCUGGGUGUACAUCCUGCUGCGCCAGGCGGUGCUGCGCCAACUGCUUCGCCUCCUGCCCCCGAGGGCCGGCACCAAGGGCAGCCCUGCGGAUCUGGGCCUAAACAGGAGCGCCUGGGAGGCCAGCUCGCUGCGCAGCUCCAGGCACAGUAGCCUCAGCCACCUGUAGGCGAGCCAGGAGUCCCAGCGGCUAAGUCAGACUACCCCGGGCCGGGCCCAGGACCGCAGCGCGGAGCCUUCGGGGGAAUAAAGUCCUUUUGAGGACCUGCGCGCGGGGCAUGUGUCGGGUCGGGGCUGCGGCAACCCUGUGACCAGGCGGGGGCGAUAGAGGCGCCGCCUGAGCCUCCGGGGUGUGCAGUUCCGGGACUCUCCAUGCAGAGGCGCAGAGACGCCACACGAGGAGCUGGAGCCGCUGGAGCCGCUGGAGCAUGCGCAGAAUUUGCCACGGCUCCAGCCCCAGAGCCCUGGUUGUCUCCAGGAGCAGCUGAGUCGGAACCCUCGGCGCUUUGCGCUCCUGCCGCCGACAGGGCUGACCCCAGCAACAGUUCUCUCAUUGUGGCCCUGCUCCUCUAACACAUCCCCAAGGCCACCAAACCACACCCAUUAAGGGCCUCAAACUCCAGUGCCCAUAAACACAGCUCCCAACCCUUUCCCAUCUCGCCUGCCCAUGCCCAGAGUGCCCACCUCCCCCUAACCCUCAUCAAGUGACCCCCCGCCCCGUACCAUAACCCAGGGCAUCUCCCCGUCACUCCUUAUGCCCCUGGCCACCCACCGGAUCUGCACCCACCAACUCUCCCCAUUUCCAAGUACACGAGCUCCUGCCCCGCCCCCCAUGCCACCACUA